This is a messenger RNA of Centropristis striata (black sea bass), 6858 nucleotides long. RefSeq names its product TBC1 domain family member 10B-like. Bases 498 to 3380 code for a protein of 960 amino acids. The record is from RefSeq and is a predicted model, not a curated record. The transcript has 10 exons. Lineage: Eukaryota; Metazoa; Chordata; Actinopteri; Perciformes; Serranidae.
GCUGUCAGUAGGAAAUGCUGGCUGCUGGUGUUGGAUGUACCCCUGUCGUUGUGCUUGGAUAAAUUAAUCAAAGAGAGUCCUUUUUGUUUCAGAAUGAAAACUAUUAUUCGGAAGGUUGCUUGAAUUUGCGAAUGGUCGCAGCGAGUCCGCAUGUGUAACCGAGGUAACCGAAACAUUCAGCUAGCUGGCUAGGCUAACAGAAACAGAACACUAUCGGCGCUAAUGCUAAUAGUUACAUUAAGCUAAAAUAAGCUAACUUGGCUAGCUGUUAACUUGGCUAGCGAGCUAGCUCGCCCAUUGCAGGACGUUUGCUCUUCCAGGUCCUCACCCCGUUUAGUGGUUCCUGCCCAGGUCUCGCUUUUCCGUGCAUUCAUUUCACGGAGGAGGUUGCGGAACCGGAGCUGUGGCGGGGGGGUCGUACGGUUAGGAACCCCCUGGCUAUCCAGGCGGACGGAUCACAGUGACAAGCCGGUCGGAGGAGAGAUCAGAGUGGAACCAUGGCUGAAAUCUCCACCCUGUCACCAUCACCCCCUGCAUUGGGUGAUCCUCAUGCAGCUCCAUCUAUCCCUCCGUCCUCAUCAGUGCACCCUGCUGCCAAUAGCCCUGUUACAGAAUCUGCCAGGGACAUGCCCACACCCAGGUCUUCCCUCUACAAUGACAAAGCUCUGACUGGAAAUACUCCUGCUGCACAGUCAGGGGGUUCACCCUUGACUCCCCAACCACCCUUGAGUCCUCCCAAACUCACUGCUGAGAUCCCCCUCACAUUAUUGGUACAUGAGUUUGCUCCACAAAGGGAGCAACCAGCAGGGGAAGAUGCAGAGACUGGAGCUCAUAACAAUAAGCAGGAGACAAGUGACUCAGCAGCUGCAGAGUUGAAUACUGAAACAGAAACCCCAACACUGUCAGACGAGCCACCACCUCAGAGCGAAGUGCAACAGGCAUCCCCCUCUCCAGAUCUCAAUCCUGGGCCUAAUCUCUAUCCAAAUGUGCAUGUCACCCACAAUCCAAAUCCUGUCAUGGGUGAUGGUCAAUUUAUGGCAGGCCAACCCCAAAUCGCUGCAGCUUCCAGUCCCAUGCCUGCUUCUCCAGUAGCUUCCAGUCCCAUGCCUGCUCCUCCAGCAGCUUCAAGUCCCAUGCCUGCUCCUCCAGCAGCUUCAAGUCCCAUGCCUGCUCCUCCAGCAACUUCCAGUCCUAAGCCUGCUCCUCCAGCAUCUACCAAUACUGCAGCAUCAGCAACAGCUGAAGGGGAGAAACCUCCGUCACCUCAACAAGCACAAAACCCUCAAAGUCAGCCUCCUCCUCUCUCCCCAAAGCCAGACAUUGCCAGUGAAGCAAGGAAAGCAGAACUGCCCAGCACCCCCACCAGAGCUGAACACCCAAGCCCUACUGUUCCACUGAUCCACGAGCCGGCCUCUGCCCUCCCAUUGCCCAACCCCAACCCCAGGCCGGCCCCUGACACCCUGAGCUACCUAGAAUCAGCCAGCCUGAUGUCUGGGACGUUGGAGUCUCUAACUGGGCUUGGAGAGGAUGGCAGCUCUAUUGGCUCAGACUCAGAGAUCAAUGGCAUGGCUAUCAGACGCACUGAUAAAUAUGGCUUCCUGGGUGGGACUCAGUACAGUGAAACUGGUGAAAAGGAUGUUCGGGUUGAAGUUGCCAGACAGAGGGAGGUAAAAUGGCUUGAUAUGUUCCACAACUGGGAUAAAUGGGUAAAACAUCGCUUCCAGAAGGUUAAGUUGCGCUGCAGGAAGGGGAUUCCAUCCUCUCUCAGAUCCAAAGCCUGGCAGCUGCUGUCCAACAGCCAGGAGCUCAUAGAAGCCAAUCAUGGAAAAUUUGAGGAGCUUGAGAGAGAGCCAGGGGAAGCUAAAUGGUUGGACAUUAUAGAGAAGGAUCUCCACAGACAGUUCCCCUUCCAUGAGAUGUUUGCUGCUCGUGGUGGCCACGGGCAACAGGAUCUGUACCGUAUCCUGAAGGCCUACACUAUCUACCGGCCUGACGAAGGCUACUGCCAGGCCCAGGCUCCAGUGGCUGCAGUGCUGCUCAUGCAUAUGCCUGCUGAGCAAGCUUUUUGGUGCCUCGUCCAGAUAUGUGAGAAGUACCUUCCCGGCUAUUACAGUGCUGGACUGGAAGCGAUCCAGCUGGAUGGCGAGAUCUUCUUCUCCCUUUUACAGCGUACUUGUCCAAUGGCGUACCGUCACCUUAAGAAGUUCAAGAUUGACCCGAUUCUCUACAUGACUGAGUGGUUCAUGUGCAUCUUCUCUCGCACCUUACCAUGGGCCAGUGUACUGCGUGUAUGGGACAUGUUCUUCUGUGAAGGGGUGAAGAUAGUGUUUCGUGUGGGCCUCGUGCUACUGAAACAAAUGCUUGGUUCUGUGGAUAAACUUCGGGAACUACAGGGCAUGUAUGAAACCAUGGAGCGACUAAGGAAUAUCUCACCUGACACUAUCAGAGAGGAUAUAUUGGUGCAGGAGAUUAUCACUCUCCCUGUGACGGAGGCGCUCAUAGAGAGGGAGUGCAAUAUCCAGGUGAGGAAGUGGAGGGAGUCCAGAGGGGAGCUGACACACCAGCCGGGCCGCCGCCUCCACGGUACGAGGGCCAUCUUUGAGUACAAACGCCGCGCUGCUGCCAUCAGCUCUGGCGGAAGCUUCUCUUUCCUGGGAAGCUCAAUCCCCCCGCCAGGACCCCUCAGGGCUUCUUCCAGCCUCCUCUCGCUCCCUGGCUUCCGCAGGUCCAAGGCUCCAUUUCAUUCCCAAAAGAAGGGCUCGUUCUCAGGGCCGUCAGGAAUGGAGGGCUUCACCCCUCAGUCCCGACCUGCAGUAACAUCAAAGCCAGAACAAGGCCCCAGCAUUAAACCACCUAUUCCUCCAGGUGCAGGUCAGAGGGCACCGGCACCGCACAUUCGGAGCCCCUUAGUCGGGGGUGCAUCACGUGAGCCUGCUCCAGCCUCAGAAGCCACCCCAGCACAGGACCAGCCUGCUGCUUCAGCCCCAACACAAAGCACACCACCCAACACUCUAGCCCCCUCGCCCAAGAUUGUCUCUGAGCAAAUUGUUUCUUCUAUCCCCUCUCCUACUGCAAACAACGCCCCUCUCCCGCCAGUUCAAGAUUCAAAAAAAGAUGCGGCGCCAGUGGCUGAUGCCCCAACUGGAGAGGAGGAGGUGAAGAAGAAGAAGAAGAGCAAAGAAGACAAGAAGAAGGAAAAGGAAGAUGACAAGAGAAAAAUGAAGGAAAAGAAAGACAAGGACAGGGCUGACAAAGAGAGGCUGAAGAAGGAGAAGGAGAGGCUAGAAAAGGAGAAGAAGAAAGGGGGGAAGAAAAAGGACAAAGGCGGAGGAGAAGCUGAGGACAAAAAUGGAGCUGCAGCAGCAAAAGAUUCGGCCUAGUUUUCCACCUCGUCAUUCUAGGAUAAUGAAAAGGGACGCUGCACAGAAAAAGAGGUCAGGGGAAGAAAAGACCCUCCCAGAAAGGGGAGAGUGAUUAAUAAAAAAAUGGGAUGGCUUCCUGUACAACACAUCAUUUCAAAGACUUAAUGUAGUCCCAGGACUAUGGUGGAGAAAACUGGAUCAUGGUUUUAAUAGCACCUCGGGGGGCUUUUCGCCCCUCGCUCAAUGCUUUCUUUUUCACUGAGUUUUAGAAAGAUGGGACAAAUUUCCUUUUUCAACUGGAGCAUGGACUGUGAGUUACAGAUUACAGUCAUUAUCUCUCUUAGGCUUUUUUUAUUAUUAUUUUUUUGUCAUUUUUAUUAUUUUAAUCAGAUUGAUAGCAGUGGUUAGAAAAACAUUGAUUCAAGGGAUUGUCAAACUGAAGGCUUGCAGAAAUAGUUACAGUGCCAUAGAGUAUGUAAAUAAAAAGUCUAUGUAGAGUACAUAGAAUCCUGUUAGCACUCCACUUGCCCCAUCAUUUCUCAUCUGUGGACAGGUUAUUUGGAUGCCUGUGACAAAAAGAAAAUCCUGCGAAGUCAUCUCAAACACGGGCACUGAAGGCAAAAAUGCUAGUAAUGUUGUUGAGGAUGUAUUUAUUGUCAUGUUAAAUGUUGUGAGUGAGUGUGUGCCUUAGUAGUGUAGUGAAAUGUGUUACUGUUCUAUGUGUGGCCUACCUGUUUUCAGUCUCCCUCUGGCUGCUUUUUUCUCUCAAGUCAAACUGUAGAAUCCUGAGUGAUUCUCCCCAAAUUCUUGUCAGUGGACUAAAUUUGAAGAGAGGGGAAUGGAGGGAUGUACACAGACAAAAAGAGGGAGAAAAUUAAGAAUGCAACAAGACACCAUGAAGUGGUGGAUGUUUAUUAAUGAUUCAUUUGUGUGUGUUUUUUUUGUCUCUGACAAAAAGACACAUGGGGAGCAUUUUAUUGUUUUUAUUUCAGUUAAGUCAAUUAUUAUUUCUAGGGCUGUACCGAAUAGUUCAAAGCUUUGAAGCUUCAUUCUUAACUUUUUGUUUUUGUUUUUCCGCACGUCUAUUCAUUCUGUUUAAACUUGGAAUUUCUGCACAGUUGCAGAUAAAGAUUAGGCUACACUUACAUUAUAGGUGGCUGUGUAGGAUUGUUUUCUGACUGAUGUGAUUCAAACAUUUACAAUAACUAAAUCCAAAAGUCAAAAUUUAUUGACUUAAGAUAGAUUUACUCAUUUUCAAAAUACAUUACAUUUUUUUAACUCACGGAAUAUACUACUUCAUUACAUAUAUGUUGGCAUUUAGCCUUUAAAAAAACAUUUUCACUACGCUCAGUUGUUGCUCUCCUGCCUAAAGGGAGGCACACACCUAUAUUAACAGGAAACGGACAAGGUAUAUUAAUUCAAGAAAGUUUAUUUAAUAAAGAGGAUUUUGUUUAAGAAUAUUUUAUUUUUUUAGGUGAUGGUAUCAAAAUAUGACGACAGACCUCAAUAGAAGAAUUGAAUGUUUAAAAAAAAAAAAAAAAAAAGGCACACAUUCGGUACAGCCCUAAAAAUGUUUUGUCUGAGGUCAAUUUCUGCAAAAAGCAGGCACAACAUUAUUGAUAAACUGGUUGCGUGAAAACAUGCAAUACACAGCAGUGACCGCAAACAUCCUGCAAACCAAUUGUCCAUCCAUAAAAUUAGUAUUAUGCAUUUGACGAACAAAUAUGUAUUUUAUUUAGCCAAAUUUCAGCAUGGGUAAGAACUUAACCCAUAAGAAUGUGAUUUCAAGAAUCUUAAGCAAAUGAAGGAUGAUUUUUGCACUUGUGAUUUUGUCACAAAGUACCACUGAAGUCGACCACUCCGUUAGUGUAGUAACGUAGAAAACGAGUCUCAACAGGACGGUUUUAUAGUUUAAAAUCUGCCUUGAGGACCUAUAGGAAGCCACUUGACUGGAGGUGCCAGGUGUGCCAAUGUAGCAUUAACCUCUGAUCUUUAAACCUUUGGGCUCUGAUGUAUUUAUGUACAAAGUGGUUAAUUUAAUCAAAUAUAGUAUAUUAUGAAUUAUUAUUAUUAUUAUUAUUUUGGAUCUGACUAUUUUUCUAUGUGAGUAAGAGACACCUGGUUGACUGGAACGAUGGCUGACUACACACUGUGUAGUUGCAGAGGGAUCAUUUAAGUGUUUUUAAUUCCUUUUCUUUGCACGCUAAGUCCUCUGCUUUUUACACAGCGAACUCGAUGCAUGUCGUUGCUUUUAUUUAAGUUUACCGUCACUGUUGGUUUGGUCAACUAUAGCUUCACGAGUCUCCAGUUUACUGAAGUGCAGUAUUAAAUAGACUUGAGUGGAAAAAUGGGCCUCCGACAGAACAAACAGAGUGAUUCAGACAGAAUUUUUGGGAGCUGAAGGUCUUAAUCGUACUGUAUAAUAUACUAAGGUGAUUUAUGAGCUUUGAAUACUUCUUUAAUUCGAGAUCUUAAGUAUGUCUGUCUCACCAAAUUGUGUUGUAACAUUCAUAAUGACUUUAUGGACUAACUCCCUAACCUAUUUACACUCAGUGUUCUGUACUGUAACAUAUUUAUGCAUACAUUAAACUGCACUGAACCCCAUCAGUAUAAGAUGAAUAGUGCCAGGUAGUUAGUGUUAAACCAUUUGAUGGCAAAAAACAUUGAUGCUCUUUAACUGUACUGUUUUUGUAGUUAAGGAUUAGAGGGACUUUCGUGUAAUUGUAGCCAACAUGUCCUGCAUAUUCAUUGUUUUUCACUUAUUUCAGGUCUUCACAUGGCUGUCAUUUACAUAUAUAAAUCGCACGCUCCCUCCCUCCUCGAUUUUGACGCUGGUGCAUUCAUAGGCACAGAUUAAUAUAGUUUAGUGAGGAUAACCUGAACACAUCUAUGCAAACCAUCCUCCAUCAUGACUGUUGAUGGUGAGUGGUGACAGCAGCACUGAUUUCACCUCUGAUCAUGAUGAUCAGGUUAGUGCCACGGGAAAAAUGAAUUUUGUGCUUCAGUGGGUCUUUUUCUGAGCACACUUUCAUGCACGUGGACUACAAUAUUUUAUGAGCAAUACGUCAUCGCAGCUCAUGUUUUGAUGAUAAUGUCAUCUCUCUUAUUUCAGAGGUUCCGAGAGGUUGUGACGAUCAAAUUAAUAAUCUCGCAAGCUUGUGGAAUCAGCAUUGAACGCUGCAAUAUUUAGGAAGAAUCAAGAAAUCCAAUUCUGUCAGGUCCUUUUGUGCAUUUCUGCAUUGAUCCUGAAAUCAGCGCUCUUGAUUACAGUGGAUUGGGAAUCACUACCCACUAAUGCAAACAUUUAAAGCAGUUUUUCUCCCCAUGCCGUUACGUCUUUUGUGUUUUUUAAGUUUACAUUGUCACUCUCUCUCUGGCAAAAGUGAAAUAAAAUCAUAGCUAAUUGAAAUCAUUCCUUCAGAUCUACAAAUGGUGUAUUUAAUUGAUGAUGAUAAUGACAUUUGUGAUGAGUAAUAAACCAUAAUAUAUUAAAUCA